CGUCCGCUACGUUCUACGCUCUACGCUACUCCUGAAAGUUAAUACGCUGAUUUUCAGCCGUAGCGCUGCAUUUGUGAACGCAGCUUACAUCACCACCUUUGACUCCCUACGCCUUUUUGAACAAACUUAAUUUUGGUAUUCCUCACCGCGCUACCUCUUCUUGUCAGGUGACUAGAGUGUGCAGGAGGACACCAGCACGUUGAACACGGACUACCAGGAACAAAAGAUGUCGGCUCAAAUCAUAAGCGGGAAAGACGUUUCAGCGCAGGUGAGGGAGCGUCUAAAGAAGGACGUGGAGCAGAUGAAGCUCCAGGACCCCAACUUCACACCUGGUCUAGUGGUUUUACAGGUUGGAGACCGUGAUGAUUCAAAUCUGUACAUCAGCAUGAAGUUGAAGGCAGCAGCAGAGAUUGGAAUAAACGCCACACAUAUGAGACUUCCCCAGACUGCGACGGAGGAGGAGGUUCUUCACAGCAUCACAGAGGUGAACGAGAACCCGUCUCUCCACGGCCUCAUCGUGCAGCUGCCCCUGGACUCGGUCCACAAGAUCAACACAGAGAAGGUCACCAACGCUGUGGCCCCGGAGAAGGAUGUAGACGGACUGACCAGCAUCAAUGCAGGGAAGCUGUCUCGUGGGGACCUGGGCGACUGCUUCAUCCCCUGCACACCAAACGGCUGCAUGGAGUUGAUCAGACAGACCGGCGUGUCUAUGGCAGGGAAGAAGGCGGUAGUGAUUGGUCGUAGCAAGAUCGUGGGCGCACCGAUGCACGACCUGCUGCUCUGGAACCACGCCACCGUCACCACCUGCCACUCUAAAACCGCGGAUCUCCCUGGAGAGGUGAGCAGAGCAGACAUCCUGGUUGUUGGCAUCGGGAAAGCGGAGAUGGUGAAAGGAGAGUGGAUCAAGAAGGGAGCAGUGGUCAUCGACUGUGGCAUCAACCACGUUCCAGAUGAGAGUAAAGCAAGUGGGAAGCGGGUGGUGGGUGACGUCCACUACGCCUCAGCCAAGGAGCAGGCCGGCUUCAUCACCCCUGUGCCCGGUGGUGUGGGGCCCAUGACUGUGGCCAUGCUGAUGGCGAACACGGUGUUGAGUGCAAAGCGUUUCCUGGAGAGCCACCAGCCGGGGAAGUGGAACAUUUCUUACACCAGACUCAACCUCCAGAAGCCCGUGCCGAGCGACAUUGUGAUUUCUCGCUCCUGCGUGCCCAAGCCCAUCGACUGUCUAGCAAGAGAGGUGGGCGUGCUGUCUGAUGAGCUGGAGCUCUAUGGCAAAACUAAGGCCAAGGUCCAGCUGAGCAUCAUCAAACGGCUGCAGGCCCAGCCAGACGGAAAAUAUGUGGUGGUCACUGGCAUUACACCCACCCCCCUGGGUGAAGGAAAGAGCACCACCACCAUCGGCCUGGUCCAGGCCCUGGGAGCCCACAUGAAGCUCAAUGUCUUUGCUUGUGUCCGACAGCCUUCUCAGGGUCCCACAUUUGGCAUUAAAGGCGGUGCUGCAGGAGGUGGAUAUUCUCAAGUCAUUCCAAUGGAAGAGUUCAACCUCCAUCUCACCGGGGACAUUCACGCCAUCACGGCUGCCAACAACUUGGUGGCCGCUGCCGUCGAUGCUCGCAUGUUCCACGAGUCUACACAAACUGACAAAGCUCUGUAUAACCGCUUGGUCCCGCUUAAUGGAGGACAGAGGACGUUCUCCCCCAUCCAGAUCAACAGACUGAAAAAACUGGGCAUAGAAAAGACUGAUCCCUCCACUCUGACUGAAGAGGAGAUCACCCGCUUUGCCCGCCUGGACAUGGACCCGAGCUCCGUCACCUGGCAAAGAGUGUUGGACACCAACGAUCGCUUCCUGAGGAAGAUCACCAUCGGCCAGUCGCCAACUGAAAAGGGCUUCACGAGAGAGGCCCAGUUUGACAUCACGGUGGCCAGUGAAAUCAUGGCGGUGCUCGCCCUCACCAGCAGCCUGCAGGACAUGUGUCACCGUCUGGCCAAGAUGGUGGUGGCCACCAGCCGCGGCGGACAGCCCAUCACCACCGAGGACCUGGGUGUGAGUGGUGCUCUAGCUGUGCUGAUGAAAGAUGCUGUCAAGCCAAACCUCAUGCAGACCUUGGAGGGAACGCCUGUGUUCGUCCAUGCCGGCCCGUUUGCCAACAUCGCACAUGGAAACUCCUCCAUCCUGGCUGAUAAAAUAGCGUUGAAGCUGGUGGGACCCGAGGGCUUUGUGGUGACGGAGGCCGGCUUUGGUGCCGACAUUGGCAUGGAGAAGUUCUUCAACAUCAAGUGUCGCUACUCAGGCCUGAGACCCCACGUGGUGGUUCUGGUGGCCACGGUCCGAGCCCUGAAGAUGCACGGAGGAGGACCGACGGUCACUGCUGGGAUGUCACUGCCAAAGGAAUACAUCGAGGAGAACCUUGAGCUGCUGGAGAAGGGCUGCAGCAACAUGAGGAAGCAGAUCGAGAAUGCACAGCACUUCGGCGUGCCAGUGGUCGUGGCUGUUAAUGCUUUCAAGACGGACACUGAGGCUGAGCUGGACCUGGUCUGCAGCGUGGCCAAAGCUGCCAGGGCCUUCGACGCCGUGCGCUGCUCCCACUGGGCCGACGGUGGAGCCGGUGCGGUGGCCCUGGGUCAGGCUGUCCAGAGGGCCUCGGAGGCCCCCAGCAAAUUCAAGUUCCUCUAUGAUUUGGAGCUCCCUAUUGCUGAUAAGAUUCGAAUAAUCGCCCAGAAGAUCUACGGAGCGGAUGAUAUUGAGCUUCUGCCAGAGGCUCAACACAAGGUGGAGCUCUACACCAAACAGGGUUUCAGCAAGCUGCCAAUCUGCAUGGCCAAGACUCACCUGUCGCUCUCUCACGAGGCAGACAAGAAGGGUGUACCCACAGGGUACAUCCUGCCAAUCAGAGACAUCCGUGCCAGUGUGGGCUCUGGCUUUUUGUUCCCACUGGUCGGCACGAUGCCCACGAUCCCUGGUCUGCCCACCAGGCCCUGUUUCUAUGACAUUGACCUGGACCCGGAGACCGAACAGGUCAACGGACUCUUCUGAAGCCGAUGAUGAUGAGGAAGGUAGUAAAGACAUACAGAUAUCAAUGAGUACUGUUAAUAUCUAGUGAGCCUUUAUGAAAUGUGAUGCACUAUCAACUGUAAGCUCCAUGAGCUUAUAAGAAACUUAAUUAAUCUCAGAACAGUUUAUCCCCCCGAGGUUCCCAGACUGUCAUAGCCUUAAUGGAAGGAGGAAGUGUCCUAUUGACGGUUCUCUCCGUUACAUUGUUCGCUGCACCCCAUGACAAUAAAAAGCCACUUAAGAGAUUCCCAAAUGGCCAAUCUGAAGUCUUGUGUUAACUACUUGUGUAUAUUUUGUGUACACUAUACCACUGUCUUAAAUAAUUGUGCGUGCCUUUGGGAUACAUCUAUGGUUAAAAAAAACAACUACUGAACAUAAAAAUAAUGCUGCCUCACAAAAUGUUUUAUGUAUUUUCUUUUUAGCAAUCCUGUGACUGUUGCCUGUCAGCUGUCCUGUGUUCUGAUAGAAUAUCUCUGACAUUGCUGGAGAACCCAUGAUGUAAAUGAGUGGUUUCCACUCUUCUCUUCCACAGAAAAGAUCAAAUAAAGUGUCCUUGAUGGAAAGCCCACAUA
Anarrhichthys ocellatus (wolf-eel) is the source of this 3621-nucleotide messenger RNA. RefSeq names its product methylenetetrahydrofolate dehydrogenase (NADP+ dependent) 1b (gene mthfd1b). NCBI's taxonomy places the organism in Eukaryota, Metazoa, Chordata, Actinopteri, Perciformes, Anarhichadidae. Gene Ontology annotation, cellular component: cytosol. The coding region runs from base 227 to 3031 and encodes 934 amino acids. The transcript is spliced from 27 exons. Gene Ontology annotation, molecular function: methylenetetrahydrofolate dehydrogenase (NADP+) activity; formate-tetrahydrofolate ligase activity; ATP binding. The record is from RefSeq and is a predicted model, not a curated record. Gene Ontology annotation, biological process: tetrahydrofolate interconversion.